This is a messenger RNA of Aphanomyces astaci, 657 nucleotides long. RefSeq lists its product as hypothetical. The transcript has 2 exons. The coding region runs from base 1 to 657 and encodes 218 amino acids. NCBI's taxonomy places the organism in Eukaryota, Oomycota, Saprolegniomycetes, Saprolegniales, Verrucalvaceae. The record is from RefSeq and is a predicted model, not a curated record.
AUGGCGACGGUACCGCAGCGCGAAACUUCAACGCUGGAGGAUAUUCACGGAGCUCUGGUGGCCGAAAGAUCCAAAACGGCCUACGCGUCAGGCAUCCGUCAAGUCGUCAAGUGGAUUCAGCAGACCAAUCAAGCCGAUGCUCUGCUGAGUGCCGACGGCUCGAUCAAUCUGGCAGCGUUUUCGUACGAAGACUUUGUCCGGUUUAUCGUCUGGACCAUGCAGAACACUGCUGUGAAGGCAAGCACGAUGUCUGGCUACAGGUCGGCAAUGCGAAACUAUUACAAGAUGCAAAAAACGACUUCUGUGAAGGACAGCGGAAAACGACCAUUCUUCAAGUCCAAGACAGACCAAGAUGGGAGCAAGCGUCGUGACCCGCGGCACAUCUAUGCCAACCCACUUCAAACACACACAUGCGCCUUUCUUGCACUUGGAUUGUACCUUGCCUGCAACCCGAUGCUUGCCGCUGGUGCACUCUUUCCCGGCUCGUCUCAGCGCACGAGAUUUGGCAAAGGCCUGAAACUGGCACUAAUCGAAGACAAUCCUGUCGGCAGCAGUGAAAUUGGCACCCACUCGAUUCGUAAGGGUGCGGCCACGUUUGUUUCAUCUGGUAGUACGGGUGGCCCUUUGCUUGUCAGCAUUUGUCUUCGUUGCGGCUAG